UCAAGAAACAAGCUGGCGAGGAACAAGCCAACUUAGACGCACAUAUCCGGUUCAUAAAGCCGCCGAAAGGUCCUGAGGGAAGCUGCUCACGCAUAUCAGCCUAUUUAGCUAUAGCUAGCCAACAUGUCGGGAAGAGAAGGAGGCAAGAAGAAACCCCUUAAGGCUCCCAAGAAACAGUCAAAGGACAUGGAUGAGGAUGACAUGGCCUUCAAACAGAAGCAGAAGGAGGAGCAGAAAGCUUUGGAGUCAAUGAAAGCCAAAGCAGCUGGAAAAGGACCUUUAAGUGGUGGUGGAAUCAAAAAGUCUGGGAAGAAGUGAUUUAGAAACAUGAGCUACCAAACAAGCCGUUGUUCUAUGCUCAUCUGGGUCCACAGAUACAAAUGUACAUGCAAUAGCGUUUUUGAUUACUUUGCCUCCCGCUUGUAAAUUGAAAUAACUGAAAUAAAGGUUUGUAACUUACUGCUGUGUUUACAUUUUGUCAACUGUGUCUGGGAUCGACUCGCAACAUAUCCAAACAGCACAGGUAGAACAAUUGAAUACAUGUACACUUGUAUUAAAAAAAUACAAUUAAAAAGUUGUAUUUAAAGCUCAAACAUUUCAUCCAUCUUCAGAAACUGCUUCUGUUUUCCCCUCAGUGUCCAGCUCCAAUGCAAGUGUUCCCUCCGUUUCCCAUGGUAUUCUAUUUGUUGCGUUUGCCUGAGCCUGAAACAAGAGGGGAUUUUAUAUAUACAUACUUUUUUCCUUUCUUUUUGUAAUUUGUGAUGUAUUGGUUGACGACUCCUGAGUAGCAUUAUUGGGACAAAGUGUUUGUAAUAGUCAGGCUGUACAAAAUAAAGAGUUCCACUGCUUACUUUGA
This is a messenger RNA of Pygocentrus nattereri (red-bellied piranha), 856 nucleotides long. It is a transcript of the gene tma7, whose product is annotated as translation machinery associated 7 homolog. NCBI's taxonomy places the organism in Eukaryota, Metazoa, Chordata, Actinopteri, Characiformes, Serrasalmidae. Bases 124 to 318 code for a protein of 64 amino acids. The transcript is spliced from 4 exons. The record is from RefSeq and is a predicted model, not a curated record.